Molecule: messenger RNA, 1482 nt
Organism: Trametes versicolor FP-101664 SS1
Lineage: Eukaryota; Fungi; Basidiomycota; Agaricomycetes; Polyporales; Polyporaceae
Exons: 7
Coding region: 1-1482 (493 amino acids)
Source: RefSeq, a predicted model, not a curated record
AUGUCCACCAACGACGACGCAGCAGAGCAGAUACCUCUGCAGGAUGUAGGCAACCUCAACGCUCUCAUCAACGCGUUUCUUCUGGCACGUCUUGUGGAGGCGAUGUCCGACAACGACGAGGAGCAGGGUCAAAACGAAGCAGGGUCGUCCAACAGCGGCGCCGCUGUCCCUCCUCCAAUGCCCGUCCCUCUGGCUUUCCCGCAGCCGACGCAGGGGCAAGCGCCCCCAAUGCCACAGCCAUUCUCCACAACGACGCAUGACGCAUCUCUCCCUACCUCCCUCUUUCCCCAGCCUCUAAUCGUGCAGCCUCCGCCUACUAGCUCUUCUACUUCUAUACCUCCACCGAUAUCCGCACCAGCAACUGCCACUGCACCUGCACCUGCACCUGCACCUGCACCUGCACCGCCGCCUGUGGCCCCUGCUGUACCGGCGCGCCCUCCCUCUCCUGAUGACACGGACGUUGCGCGGUCCAGCAUCGCGUGGCGCCUCUUCACCGCGCCGCUCUAUUCGCGCCUCGCAGCGGUGCUCUUCGAGAACAAAGACAGCCUCCCAGAGCCGACCACGGGCAACAUCUGCUACCUUAAGCUCGAUGGGUACGGCACGUGGAACAGCGUCGAGAACAUGUGCGCCCUCGUCAGGUACCUCGAGCAGCGCCCGUGGGACGACCAGCUCGUCGAUCGCUAUGUGGAGGAGCGGAAGGCGACACCACACUGGCCCGCGAAGCUGAAUGACAAGCCUCACGCCGAUCACCUGAAGUACGUCUGGCUCCUCAUGGACGGGCUGCUGUCCGUGGUCGGCCUCUCGCCGGCCUUGGUGCCAACGCCGCCGCGCACCUUCGCAGGCGCGGUAAACAUCGUAUUCCCGCCGGUCCCGGAGGGCGCGAAGCGACCGGAGCGCUUCACGUUCAGCGCGCGCGAGCUCAUCGAGGAGGACUUCAUCAUCGAGCCUACGCCGUUCAUGCUUGACCACUUGAAACUGAACGGGAACGCCGUGAGCGUGUAUGUGCUCUCCACGGAGCAGAUCGCGCUGCUCCUCAGCUAUGACAGGAACAAAGUCGCGAGGGCGAUCGGCAUGGCGCACUACGGGGACGAGAUCAUGCAGUCGUACGGCGCGCUCGUGAAGGAGGAGUUCCGCGAGAAGUACCAGCUGCCGAUCUCGCUCGGGAUGUUCAAGAUCGACGCCGAGCGCGAGCGGCGGGGGCAGUACGACGACCUCACCGUCGUCUCCAGCAUCAUCGAGAAGAAGCACAAGGACCCGAUGCCCUACCACCCGCCUCAGCUCCUCGCUGGACGGGUGCACAUCAUCGAGACCGAGCUGCGCCGGCGGCGGCGCUGGUACCGUCGUCUUCGGCGCGACAUCCACAAGCGCAAGAAGGAGGAGCCCUGGAUGUUCUGGGGCACGGUACUCGCCGUCUUCUUCGGUAUCUGCACCGUUAUCCAGACCAUCACCUCUGUGUGGUCGCUCGUCGUCUCCGUCUCCUGA